This is a messenger RNA of Contarinia nasturtii (swede midge), 1762 nucleotides long. It is a transcript of the gene carmine, whose product is annotated as AP-3 complex subunit mu-1. Gene Ontology annotation, cellular component: clathrin adaptor complex; cytoplasmic vesicle. The record is from RefSeq and is a predicted model, not a curated record. The transcript has 6 exons. Gene Ontology annotation, biological process: endocytosis; intracellular protein transport. The coding region runs from base 92 to 1339 and encodes 415 amino acids. Lineage: Eukaryota; Metazoa; Arthropoda; Insecta; Diptera; Cecidomyiidae.
UAAUUUUUUUUUUGAUCAAUUUAAGAAAACAAUACUUUCUCUCCAUAAGUUUCAUCGCAAAUCAUUCAGCACAUUCGCAAUUCGAUAAAUCAUGAUUCACAGUCUGUUUAUUGUUAAUUCCAGUGGCGACAUAUUUUUGGAGAAACAUUGGCGUAGCGUCAUUUCGCGUUCCGUAUGUGAUUAUUUUUUGGACGCACAACGCGCUUCACCUAACGAUGUGCCACCAGUGAUUCAAACUCCACACUUUUAUUUGAUUACCAUUCAACGUGGAAAUGUAUCAUUAAUUGCGGCAUGUAAGCAGGAAACACAACCGCUGUUUGUAAUAGAGUUCUUACAUCGCAUUGUUGAUACGUUCCAAGAUUACUUUGGCGAAUGCUCCGAAUCUAUAAUCAAAGAGAAUUAUGUUGUCAUUUACGAAUUGCUGGAUGAAAUGCUUGACAAUGGAUUCCCGUUAGCUACUGAAAGUAAUAUAUUAAAAGAACUCAUUAAGCCACCAAAUCUUUUACGCACCCUUACAAAUACAGUUACAGGAAAAUCCAAUGUUAGCGGAACACUGCCCUCUGGUCAACUUAGUGCAAUUCCAUGGCGCCGAUCUGCUGUUAAAUAUACAAACAACGAAGCCUAUUUUGAUGUUAUUGAAGAGGUUGAUGCGAUAAUUGAUAAAUCCGGGCAAACCGUGUUUGCGGAGAUUCAAGGAUAUAUCGAUUGUUGCAUCAAACUCAGUGGAAUGCCUGAUUUAACAUUAUCUUUUGUCAAUCCACGACUCUUCGAUGAUGUUGCUUUCCAUCCUUGUGUUCGCUUCAAGCGAUGGGAAUCCGAACGGACAUUGUCAUUUGUUCCUCCCGACGGAAAUUUCAGAUUGAUGUCCUAUCACAUUGGUUCGCAGAGCGUUGUUGCUAUUCCAAUUUAUGUGCGACACAGUUUAACAUUUAAAACGGGCGAACAACAAGGUAAAUUGGAUAUAACAGUUGGCCCGAAAACCACAUUGGGACGAUCGAUUGAAGGGGUUAAAUUGGAAAUUUGUAUGCCGAAAUCGGUGACAAAUUGUUUGCUCGUGGUGAAUCAAGGCAAAUACUCAUUCGAUACUGUCCAAAAAAUACUGCAUUGGGAAGUUGGCCGUAUUGACCCCACAAAAUUGCCAUACCUUCGUGGAACAGUAUCGGUUGCCAUCGGCAGCACCAAUGAAACGAAUCCAUCGAUCAAUGUUUCAUUUUCCAUUUCACAAUUGGCUGUGUCCGGACUGAAGGUCAAUCGUUUAGAUAUGUACGGUGAAAAAUAUAAACCAUUCAAAGGUGUCAAAUAUGUUACGAAAGCUGGCCGAUUCCAGAUUCGAAUGUAAGGUCUACUCGACUGGACCAAAAAAAAGUCAUUACACAAACUGUUGCGAUUUGCAUCAAGCAACAGUAGAAGCAAAACAACAAAUCAUUUUUAUAUUCCAAUUAUUUACAAACACUUUUUUUUAUAUAUAGCUAUUCCAAUAAUAUUUUAAGAAUUGUGCUACUAUCUUUUCUCAGUCAGAAUGUUGUUUGUAAUCAAAAAGCUAGAAAAAAAAGUAAAAAAAAAGAAAAAUCAAGCGAAAAACAAAUACCGUAUUUAUUCCAUUUUUCCAAUGACAUUUCCAAUGGUUGAAUUCAAGUGUGUUUGUUGGAAGGUUGGUGACGUUUCAUUAUUGCCGCUGUUUGACAGAUCAAUCUGACAGCUCUCAUUUUUUCUUUGUAUCAGCGAAAACAAAUCGAAUAAACUAUAUACAUUCUGACAUAGA